UAUAUUUAGUUGAUGAAAAGAUGUAAAAAAUAUUUCUUUUUCAUGUUUCAGGUAACAACUUUUUUGUCCUGUGCCUUCUUGGUUGCAAAAAUAUUUUUAUUUGAUUUCGGCUCCACCCAGAGCAGUAAGAACCCCCUGAGCUACUGUUUGCUCAUCAUCUCCUUCGUGCUGGCAUGGGUAGAGACGUGGUUCCUCGACUUCAAGGUGCUGCCACAGGAGACCAAAGACAGGGAGAAAAGGGAAAGAGCUUCCAGAGGGUAUAUUGAUGAGCGAACACCUCUACUCCGUGACAAUGAUGAUCGUUCAGUAGAUGACAGUAGAUACUACUCUCCUGUAGAGUCACUAGAUGGGUCUGAUGAAGAAACUGACAAGCAGGCCCGUGACCGGUUCUACAGCGUCCCCGCCACAGGACAGAGCAACAAACAGGAGGUAGACUACCUGAGUAUCGGCCUGAGUGCGUGGAACAACAUGUGGGACAUGAUCACUAGUGACGACUCAGAAUGGAAGAAGGAAGCUGGGACUGACCCCACAGGAGGGUGCGUUCACAGCAGGACUGUGCCCACACACGGCAAGGUCUUCAGGCUGCAGGGUUUAGUGGAGCUGAGUCCAGCUGAUCUGUUUCGUGAGAUAGUGACCAAUCAGAGUGAGCAGCCGGACUGGAACCCCACUGUGAUUGAGUGCAGGACGUUGCAAGUCAUAAAUGACAACACAGAUGUCUCUUACAAUGUCGCUGCUGAGGGUGGUGGCGGCCUCAUCACCAGCAGGGACUUCGUCACCGUGAGACACUGGGGCGUCAAGGACGGCACUUACAUGUCAGCAGGCAUUGCUACCACACAUCCAGAAAUGCCACCACAAAAGAAAUAUGUCAGGGGUGAGAACGGUCCAGGAGGCUGGGGCUUCAAACCUGUCCCAGGGGAGCCGGAUCAGUGUAUCUUCGUCUGGCUGCUCAACACAAACCUCAAGGGCUGGCUGCCGCAGAAGCUGAUCGACCAGAGUUUGUCAACAGUCUGUCUUGACAUGCUUGUUCACGUACGUCAUAUGAAGCAUGGUGAGGAAAGCCUAAAUAACGCUGAGAGGUGA
This is a messenger RNA of Haliotis rubra (blacklip abalone), 1080 nucleotides long. Its product is annotated as stAR-related lipid transfer protein 3-like. The transcript is spliced from 9 exons. Gene Ontology annotation, molecular function: lipid binding. The coding region runs from base 13 to 1080 and encodes 355 amino acids. Lineage: Eukaryota; Metazoa; Mollusca; Gastropoda; Lepetellida; Haliotidae. The record is from RefSeq and is a predicted model, not a curated record.